GUAAAGAUUUCAGAGUUUAUCUUUCAGUGUAGUUCCGUAUAUUGAGCAAUCAAGUUUUAUGUUCUACUAUUGUAGAUUACGCGACGACUUAGAAAAUGGAUAAUGUUAUUGAGCAAUGGCUUGAAGAAGAAGAAAAGUUAAUUGAAGGUGUUGGCGUAGAUAGUGAUGAAGAAUUAGAAACUGAUCAUGUUGAAGAACAGUGCGAAGAUUCGAAUACAGAACAAGAAUAUACUGAUGAUGAGUAUGAAGGAUUGGAAAAGGAAACAGAAACAGAAAAAAAUGUAAAAACAAAACGCCCAGGUGGAGUUGGUAAAUGUCAUCUAUGUGGACGAGCACGUAACAAAAGCACACGUAAUUCAUGCGAAACUUGCUAUAAAUGGGUAUGCAACGAUCACCUCAAAUAUAUAUGCGAUUGUUGUUUUAAUAAAAAACAAUACAGUACAUCUUCAGAUGAAAUGGAUACUAAUUAAAACUUAAAAUUAAAAGACUAACAAAAUAAUUAUAAGCAUUCAUGCAUAAUAUUUUAACUCCUUUAAAUUGUAAUAGGA
Sipha flava (yellow sugarcane aphid) is the source of this 548-nucleotide messenger RNA. RefSeq lists its product as uncharacterized. Bases 96 to 470 code for a protein of 124 amino acids. NCBI's taxonomy places the organism in Eukaryota, Metazoa, Arthropoda, Insecta, Hemiptera, Aphididae. The transcript has 3 exons. The record is from RefSeq and is a predicted model, not a curated record.